Molecule: messenger RNA, 6295 nt
Organism: Trichogramma pretiosum
Lineage: Eukaryota; Metazoa; Arthropoda; Insecta; Hymenoptera; Trichogrammatidae
Gene: Pi3K68D
Product: phosphatidylinositol 4-phosphate 3-kinase C2 domain-containing subunit beta
Exons: 26
Coding region: 194-5605 (1803 amino acids)
Biological process (GO): phosphatidylinositol-3-phosphate biosynthetic process; phosphatidylinositol-mediated signaling; cell migration
Cellular component (GO): cytoplasm; phosphatidylinositol 3-kinase complex; plasma membrane
Molecular function (GO): 1-phosphatidylinositol-4-phosphate 3-kinase activity; 1-phosphatidylinositol-3-kinase activity; phosphatidylinositol binding
Source: RefSeq, a predicted model, not a curated record
CAACUCUACAAGAACUCGCGACCAAAUAUAACUAAAGGCAAUUCGCUUGAUCAGUUCAGAAUUAAAGAGCUGGCAACGCAUAGUAAUUGUAUAUCUCUCCGAAUCCGAAGUGGAUCUUGGUAAAAGAUACAAGCAGAGGCCACGAUUGUCAUCGAAGGUGCCUUAUUGACGCAGCGACGACGAUGCUUUCAGGAUGUCAAACUACAACAGAAAUUCAAAUCAGAGAGCUGCGGUGAUUGACUAUGAUCGACAGUUCCAGGAAGAUCUGGAGCGUGCUCAGGCCCUCAGCUUAGAGAGCUUGGCAUUAGAAAAAUUUCGCAUACAAAAACAACAACAACAACUUCAGUCAUCCAACAAUGGCCAUGAACAUGAUAGCUAUAGUAGUCAGUGUACUGUCUCUGUCACUGGUGGUAACAGUUCAGAGAAUGAUGCACCUGUUAAUGAUAAUAAAUUGCAACUAAGAAGUCGGCCUCGACCUGGUAGUAAUUCAAAUCAGUCAAGAAAUGCAAUGAUUGUACAGCUGCAGCCACCUCCAAUUCCAACACGUAGAAACUCAUCAAAUCAGGCUCAAUCAGCUGAUUUAAUUAAUUUUACCAGUCCUGUUAAGCAAGAUAGUUUGACAGAGUAUUGUACGGCUCCACCACCAUUGCCUUUAAAAACAAAAGUUGAGCCAAAGUGGGAGACUCAUCCUGCACUAUUGAGGAAAAAUUCAAGAGUUUCACGAAGUAACAGCUCAGCAGCUGCAUAUCAAGACUUUAGGUAUAAUAAUGCGCCACCUUUACCUGGACCAAAAUGUUCUACUGCACCAUGUACACCAGGUACUCCAGUUGCAGGAUCAAUUAUGUCAAGAGUAGUUAGUAAUAUACCAGAUAUCAUUCCACAGCCUACCUGGAAUCCAUACAUGUUUAGAACUUAUAUUCUUCAGAUACCGCCUUUGCCAACAGCCUACCGUCCAGCAAUUACAGCAGGAUCAGCAUCGGCAGCAGUAGCAGCAGUUCCGUCAGUAACAGCCACCACUCCAGUAUUGAGUAACAACGCAGUACCUGCACUAACGUAUGGACCGCAACAGACGGACGACAAUAAUCAAUUAUCAGUUCUCAAGGUCAUUGAAAAAAAAGCAAAUAGUAAUCUGAUUGACUUGACCGCGUUCGAACACUUGGAAGAUCGGACUAAUGUCAGAGUAAGCGUGCUCGAGGCAUUCGAUCCACUCUUGGAAAGAAGCGAGGAAAGUGAUUACGCUUGUUUGAAAGGAUGUAAUGAUGAUUUCUUGCAUUCAGAUUCGCGGAUGGAGGGAUCUGUGUACGAUCCGUUCGAUCCGUUUGACUAUAUGUACAGCACGAGCGAGACGGUUAAUUCGGAUCCGGUUUAUGCGGCGGUCGACAAAUCGGCGAAAUCGCCAGCCGCGUCACCGGCGGCGCCGCCGCCGCUGCCACCAAGGAAUUCAUCCGCUUGGAACACGAUUGAAAGAAGGAAAACCUCUUUGGAUAGACGACAAAAGCGACAAACACGUUUGUACGAAAAUGUUCAAGUGACAAAAACGAGAGCUUCACUUCACGAUCCGGAUCUUCUGGCUUUUCACAAAAUGGUCAAAUCUGUUAGAGGUGAAUUUCCAUUCAAUGAUCCAAGCACCAACAUAGGUCACAUUGUAAGCACUAUUAUGGAGAGCACUUAUCCAGAAAACACAAGUGUCAAGUUGAUAGUACAUCCUAAAAUGCUGAAAAAUUCAGUAGAUACUGUACAAUCUAUAUCUUUCACUUGUGAUGUAACUUGCAGCGUAGAACAUGUAAUAUUGAAUGUGGCUUGUUCUUUGGAAGAUGAAAAUACAGUGAAUGCAGAUCAAUUUUGUUUACGAGUUUGGGGUCUGGCCGAGUACUUAGCUCCAAAUACAAUACUCUCACAAUACGAAUACGUUCAUCAAUGCAUUAAAUUAGAAAAAGACAUUGAAUUUGCGAUAGAAACCAAAGUACAAAUGAAGAAAUCAAUCGCUAGAACAUUGCAAGAUGACAAUCGGGAUCAGUGCCUAAAGCUGGAAGAUUUACUACCGCAAGAACCAGCACAACCCAUUUCUUACGAUACGUUACUUAUUUUAUUGGAAACCGUAGAAAAAGAAAUGGAGCGCGUCGAAACCACGGCGAGUCAAUUAGCCACAGCGAGUCAUGGUUCGGGUCUUCUUACACAGCUCCAACCUCGGGGGGUAGUCCAAGCGGUAAAAGCCGUUUGCGCAUUAAUGGGCAGUGUGGAAACUUACGAGAUUACUGAAGCUGUGGAUAAUUUUGUUAACGCAUGCUGCAAGUUUCUUCCGCAGGUUCAUGCAUCGAAAAUUGAAUGCAAGAAGCCUGAGAUUUUAGACGAAGACGGUGAUUACUCGGUUGUUACGCUCAGGACGAAAUUUCCAGACGUCAUUUCGUCCCAUUGUAAUAAGAUAAGGGAUGCUGUACAAGAUCUCGUUGAGACUUAUUGUCAUGCUUUUAGAGUCGAUUUUCAAAUAAGCAGUCGGGGCGAUUAUCCAACGAAUAGCUUAGUAUCAUCACAAGUGAUAGAUACAGUUUUGGUGCGUGUUGGUGCAAUACACAGAAUUCCUGCGUCUUGGAAGCACGAUGACUACAUUGUUGCAGCACAAAUUUUUCACGGUACUAGACCUGUGGGUAAUCCUGUGUUGUCGGAGCCCAUGACUACUUCAAACUCAAACUUUUAUCCGAAAAUUUUAUUCAAUUCUUGGCUUGAAUUUCGUGGUACAAGUGUGUGUCAAGUACCUCGAGAAGCCCGUUUAGUACUUGUGGUUUAUGGUCGUACUGUGCAACCGGAAGAACACGAAUCUAAUGCCUCGUGCUCAAUGGAAAAAGAGGAACUUGGAUGGGGUGCAAUGCAAUUUUUCGAUUUUGACGGUGUUAUGAGUCAAGGCAGUUUCUUUUUAUCGUUAUGGCCAGCUGCCGCGGAUAAGCGUUUGGGUCCAGCACCUGCGCCAGGUAUCCAUCCUCACGGUGAUACACAUCCUAUUAUUAGUUUAGAAUUACCUGACUACGGUGGUAAAGUAAUGUUUCCUUUGGAAUUGAGAGAUCACGACAUCGAAACUUUAGAUUUUAGAUCUUUAGAUCAAAAUACUCAAGAGUUGUUAUCUUACAUCACAGAACAAGACACGUUUUCUAGACCACCAAUAGAAGAAAGAGAAAUAUUAUGGGAAAAAAGACAUUAUUUACAUGAGAAGCCAGAGGCUUUACCAAAAGUACUUUUAGCUGCUCACAGCUGGGACUGGGCAUGCUUACCGGAUUUACAUGCUUCGUUGCGUGUUUGGACUCCUUUACCGCCUGUUCAAGCAUUGCAAUUACUCUUGCCCUGUUUCCCCGAUAUGCAAGUUAGAGAAAUGGCAGUUAGUAGAAUAAAGGAAUUAAGCAAUGACGAGCUUGUCGAUUAUUUACCUCAGUUGCUUCAAGCUCUGAAACAUGAAACUUAUGAGGCAUCUCCAUUAGCAAAAUUUUUGCUAGAAAGAGCCUUAGUAUCGCCAAGAGUUGCCCACCACAUUUAUUGGUUGCUAAACCAAGCUUUACCCGGGCACAAUCCUCAAAAUACUCCCGAAUCGUCUUCUCAAGAUGAUAAGAGUUUAAGUUUAGCAAGAUAUCAUCGACGAUUACAAUUAAUGCUACGUGCUCUAUUAGCUGUAAUAGGGGAUGCUUUACGUAAUAGUUUUUUAGCUCAACAAUUCCUUGUAAAGAAUUUACACGAAGUAGCUGAGAACAUUAAAACUAUUAAAGAAUCUCUACGGCUGGAAGCGCUGAAACUGGGUUUACAAAAUAUUCACUCUCAACUUAUAGAAGAAGAAGGAACUUGCUUACCUUUGUCACCGAGUCGACAAGUAGUUGGAAUCAAUAUUCAAACUUGCUCAUAUUUCCCAUCGUUCACUUUACCUCUUAAAAUCAACUUUAUUGGUUGUGAUAAAGACAUUAGUCCAGCAAUUUUUAAGGUUGGCGACGAUUUGCAGCAGGAUAUGCUCACUAUUCAGAUGGUUCGUAUAAUGGAUAAGCUCUGGUUAAAAGAAGGCCUCGACUUGAAAAUGGUCACCUUUGCCUGCGUACCGACAGGUUACAAACGCGGCAUGAUCGAAAUGGUAACCAAUGCUGAGACACUUCGAAAAAUUCAAGUUGAAUUUGGACUUACCGGUUCGUUCAAAGAUCGGCCUAUUGCCGAAUGGCUAGCCAAACACAAUCCGUCCGAGCUCGAAUAUGAACGAGCGGUAGAGAAUUUCACUGCGUCGUGUGCUGGCUACAGUGUAGUCACAUACAUUUUAGGUAUCUGUGAUAGGCACAAUGACAAUAUUAUGCUCAAAACCUCUGGACAUUUGUUUCAUAUCGAUUUCGGCAAGUUUUUGGGAGACGCUCAAAUGUUUGGUAACUUUAAAAGAGACCGGACUCCCUUUGUGCUAACAUCGGAUAUGGCUUAUGUAAUCAACGGCGGAGAUAAACCUUCAGCCAAAUUUCAUAAUUUCGUCGAACUCUGCUGCCAAGCCUUUAAUAUUGUCAGAAAGCACGGAAACUUGAUCCUUCAUUUAUUUGGCUUGAUGACAUCGUCGGGUAUCGGUGGUGUUACCAUGGACGCAGUUAGUUACGUCCAGAAGGCACUGCUGCCGGGACAAACGAAUCCGGAGGCUGCGGCAACUUUUGCUCGAAUGAUCGAGUCGUCGCUAAAGAGUUGGUUCACGCAGUUCAACUUUUUCUUACACAAUUUAGCUCAGUUGAGAUUCAGUGGUGAUCAUAGCGAGGGAGAGUUAUUGUCCUUCAUUCCCCGCACUUACACAAUGCAACAAGAAGGUCAGUUAACUCAAGUUCAAGUUCACGGUUACCAAAAGAGAUACGAUCCAGAAAAGUAUUACAUGUACAUAUUGAAAAUACAGCGUAAAGGCCAAACCGAUCCCACCUAUCUCUUCAGAUCGUAUAAAGAAUUCUGUGAAUUCUAUCAAAAGCUGUGCAUUCAUUUUCCUUUAGCCAAAGUGGCCAGUUUAUCCAGUGGUAUGAGCGUUGGCAGAUCAAACAUUAAGCAAGUUGCGGAAAAGAGACGAGUGGACAUCGAAAAGUUUCUCGUCAGUUUAUUUAAAAUGGCACCGGAAAUUUCUCAAAGCGAUCUGGUGUACACAUUUUUCCAUCCACUCUUGAGAGAUCAACAAAAUGCUGAUAUACAUCUGAGAAAAGUUAAAGUAGGAAAUUGGUGGGCAGAGAAAAAGUUGCGUGAAAAUGUACAGGCUGGCCAAAUCAAAUUGUCUCUCCAUUAUACUCGGGGUACUCUCAGUGUCAUGGUGUACCACGCCCGGGGAUUGCCCAAGGUGGCCAAUGGUCAGGAGCCAAAUACAUAUGUCAAAGUUUACCUCAAACCAGAUCCGACUAAGGUGACAAAAAGAAAAACUAAAGUUGUGAAAAAAAAUUGUCAUCCCUCUUUUAUGGAAUCAUUGGAGUAUCGUAUGCCCAUAGACGUCAUUAAGGAUAGAACGUUAGAAGCGACGAUAUGGAAUCACGACACGCUCCAAGAGAAUGAAUUUUUAGGGGGAAUUCGUCUGCCACUUGCUAAAAUAAAUUUAGCCCAUGAAAUCGUUGAAUGGUUUCCACUUAAUGGUGUCUAAUGCAUAAUGGCAUGAUUAAGGCGAUAUUCACUUUUUAACCCAAAUGACUCGUUUUUUUUAUACAAGGCUGUGGUAAAAUGUUUCGUAAAUGACUAAAUUUCUCUUUAUGAUGAAUGAACUAUUGUGCACAAAUAAUAAAACAUUUAAAGAACAUAAUUACCAGCGCCGGAGAAAUAAUUUAAAAUCAUCGUAAUUGUAGAUUUGGAAAAUGAUGUUUUAUAUACUCAACUCAUGACCCUCAAUACACGCGAUUUAUACUUUAAUAUAUGUAUUAAGUAACACUAGCGAAUGCAGUAUACAGAUGAAUGAGAUGUGAGAAUGAAGAAAAAAUUAGACUUGUUGCUUGUGAUAACGGUUUUUAAACAGUUCAUUGGAAGGUACAUUAUAAUAUUUUAUCAUGUACAUCGGAGAUGCUUCAAUUUUUUAAUGAGUCGUUUUAUUAUUGGGUUUUUGUCAAUAAUGAAUUGUACAUAAAUUUUUAUAUCAUGAAUGGAUUUUUCACCGCUGUUAGGCGAAUCUUAAUGAUUAUGCGUUUCAAAAAUCGCGACGUUUUUCUCUCAGAUUCAUAUUACAGCUUAUACACAAAUGAAUAAUGUCCAAAAGUAUACACGCCAUGAUACCAAAAUAUUAUCAUAAUUUUUAUUAAUAUAGCUUUAAUUGAAAUAAAAAAUCUGUGUAUUAUCAAAAUUA